CUCCAUUCUCCCAUCAACAAACUCAGUAAUCAUCCCAAAUUCCCAUCCACAACAAAAUCACAAACACAGAAGCCAAAACCCUCAAUGCCCUGACAAGAAGUUCAAAGGUUUUUUCUACUCAUGGUACUUGUACAAUCCUCCAAACUCUCUCUUCCCCCUUCCGUUUCAGCUACAAAAUCCCUUCUUUUUGAACCAAACUCUCUUUCUUUAGCCUUAAUGCACACUGAUUCCUCACUUUCCCUCUUUCCUUCCCUUCCCUUCCCUUCCCUUCCCUCUCUCCCUCCAAAACCCCAAACCCUAGUUCCCUCCCCUUCCUCUUCCUCUUCUUUCCUUCUCAUCCACCAAGACCCUAUCCCUAAAGUCCUCUUUCUUGUUGCUGGCCCAUAUAAAGGCGGGUCUCAGAUUCUCUUAAGGUUCCAUGUUUUACAAAAUGACAGCUUUUUUUAUAAACCCCAAGUUGUUUGCAAUCAAAAGGGUCUUGCUUUUGAUUCAAAACUUGGUGUUUUGCUGGAUAUAAAUCAUGGGGUUUCAAUAAAGAUUGUUGGGUCUAUUAAUUUUUUUGUGCUGCACUCAGUUUCUAGCAAGAAAGUUUGGGUCUUUGCGGUGAAAAUUAUUGAUGAUGGUGAUGGUGAGAUGCUGAAAUUGAUGAGGUGUGCGGUGAUUGAGUGUAGUGUGCCUGUUUGGUCAAUAAGUGUUUCUUCUGGAGUCUUGAUUUUAGGGGAGGAUAAUGGGGUCAGGGUUUUUAAUUUGAGGCAGCUGGUGAAAUGGAAAGUUAAGAAAGUCAAGGGUUUUGAUUCGAAUGGGAAGUUGGAUCGUAAAGGAUUGAAAUCGUCAAAUGGUGACGGGGAGGAUAAUGGGGUCAGUUCAAGUUCCGGGAAUGCUUGCAAUGGUGCGUUGGAUGGGAAGACUGAUAAACAUUGUGUUUCUGUAAAACAGAGAUCUGUAAGAUGCAGCCAAGACUCUGGUGAAGGGGGUGCUUGUUUUGUGGCAUUUAAGAGGGAGGCGACUGAGGGCAUGAAACCUACAACUUUGAAGGCAGUUUCUAUACAGGCAUUACCUCCCAAGAAAUUUGUGAUUUUGGACUCUAUAGGAGAUUUACAUAUCUUGUGCCUGUCUGCCCCUGUUGUUGGACCAAAUGUCAUGGCUCACAUGAGGCAGUUGCCCCAUAGUAUGAAAGUGCAAAAGCUGGCUGUUUUUCCAGAUUUUUCCUCGAAAAUGCAAACUUUUUGGGUAUCAGAUGGGCUCCAUUCCGUGCACACGAUAACUCUAUCCAACAUGGAUGCUGCUGUCAAUACAAACAAUGGAGAUGUGACCCAGGAAAAGUUAAUUCGGAUCACAGUUAUUCAAGCAAUUCUUUCUGCUGAAAAGAUACAAGAUCUUAUACCUUUGGGUGCGAAUGGUAUUUUGAUUCUUGGACAAGGAAAUAUAUAUUCAUACACAAUUCCCUGAAGUUGCUUGGCACUUGGAACUUAUCUAUCUUUUGGUGGUGAGGAUCUUAUUGCGUUUCUUCUUAUAUCAUAAAUCUUGCUUUAUUUCUUUAUCCUCUAACCAUCGAAGUGGAAUGCUGUGUAGGAAAUCUAUGCUCCAUAUUUGUCACAGUUAUAGUGGUUUCCUUUCCUGGAUCAAUGUUCUUAAACAUUGACUACCAUGCAUUCUCUCUGAUUACCAAGGUUUUUCUUGUCCUUGUGUUGCUGAAGUCGUGAGCUGUAGUUGUUUCUUGUGUAUAUUGGUGCACAAGAACUCAAAGACAUUGAGCUCGUGAAGAACCAACUUGUCUUGGAUCUUGAAAAUGGACUCUUUCAGCAACUGAAAACCACAUCUGCUGCACAGCCAGCUGAAACCUCUUAGCUGCAGAUACAAUGGUUUAGUUUGCGCCUGCUGUGGAGUUUGGUUCAUGUCUUAUGCUGUUGAGCUGAAGACCGAACGAACUGAGAAUGCCAUGAAGAUGUGAAACAGCUUGGCUUGUUAUCAUGUUGCAAGAUAGAACUCACUUUUAUGACUUUAGUAUCAACAUUUAUAUGGGGUGGGUUCCCGUAGAGGCUUGUGGCUCAAUUUGUGCUUGUGAUUUCAUUUUUCCUGAUUAUGUGUGAAAUGAUUCUGUGGUUGUUUUAUUUGGAUAAACCUUACAUUCGAUGAACAUUCUCUUGUAAUAUUUGGUAGUCACAGCAGUCAUCAAUAUGUUCCAAGAGGUUUUCCCUUUCA
Populus trichocarpa (black cottonwood) is the source of this 2202-nucleotide messenger RNA. RefSeq lists its product as uncharacterized. The coding region runs from base 121 to 1449 and encodes 442 amino acids. The record is from RefSeq and is a predicted model, not a curated record. The transcript is spliced from 7 exons. Lineage: Eukaryota; Viridiplantae; Streptophyta; Magnoliopsida; Malpighiales; Salicaceae.